AUGGGGUUGUCCGUCAUUCAAGAGCAGCAUGAUGCUAUCUUGGGGCAGAUCAAGAAGAUCACUCGAGGCGAUUGGAAAUGCCUGAUCGUCGACGAGAACUCCAAAAAGAUCAUUGACAAUGUCGUCAAGGAGGAUGACAUUCUCAAUAACAAUAUCGCCACUAUCGAGCGAAUCGAGAACCGUCGCGAACCGAACCCCGAGAUGGACGCAAUCUAUAUCCUGUCGCCUGAAUCCUUCGCUGUCGAAUGCCUUCUCGCCGAUUUCGAGAUGCGACGUUAUCGCAGCUAUUACCUCGUCUGGACCGGCCUCCUCGACCCCUCAUUGCGACGCAAGAUCGACGACUUUCCUGGAGCCCGACAGCUCCGUGCCGGUUUCCAGACCAUGUUCGUCGAUUUCUUGCCUCGAGAAUCGCAUCUCGUUACCCUUCGCGACCCCUGGAGCUUUCCCAUGCUCUUCCACCCAGCCUGUAACGCCAUCGUUCCAACACACAUGAAGGGUCUAGCGCAAAAGAUCGCCGGUCUUUGUAUUACACUCGGAGAAUACCCCAAAGUUCGUUACUACAAGCCGCAAAGCGCACGCCACGAGGCAGCCGUCCUCUGCACUCACCUGGCUCGAUUUGUCCAGGAAGAGCUCGAUGCGUAUGCGCAAUGGGACACUAGCUUUCCCCCACCCUCACCGCGGCCACAAGCGACACUCGUCAUCACAGACCGAUCGAUGGAUUUGAUGUCACCUUUGGUCCAUGAGUUCUCCUACCAAGCCAUGGCACACGACCUCCUGCCGAUCAAGGACGGCGACAAGGUCACUUAUCGUACGACAAUCAACGAGGGAACACCAGAAGCUGAAGAGAAAGAUAUGGAGCUCACAGACAAGGACAAGAUAUGGGUGGACAAUCGACACAGACACAUGAAGGACACGAUUGACAAACUUAUGGGCGAUUUCCAAAAGUUCCUCCAACAAAACCCCCACUUCACCAAUGAGAAUGCCGACACGACCAACCUUAAUACGAUUAGAGAUAUGUUGGCAGGCUUGCCGCAGUUUCAAGAGAUGAAGGAGGCAUAUUCCCUGCAUCUGACCAUGGCGCAAGAGUGUAUGAACAUUUUCCAGAAGCACAAGUUGAUGGACAUCGCCUCUAUAGAGCAAACGCUCGCAUCUGGACUGGACGAGGACUUUAAGAGACCGAAGAACAUUCUCGAAAUGAUCGUACCUCUGUUGGACGACGAGGCCGUAUCACCUUCAGACAGGCUGCGCCUCAUCAUAUUAUUCAUUCUCUAUCGGGAUGGUGUAGUUGACGAAGACAUCAAACGACUCUUGGCCCACGCCUCCCUCCCUCAGUCAGACCGCGAGGUUGUAUUGAAUUUUGAGCAGCUUGGUGGACAUAUGACACAUGCACUCAAGGAUGUGCGCCAGAUCCCCCCGCCUCUAUUCCCGAUCGAUCCAAAAUCGACACAAUUGAACGAGGAAUAUGGAUUAACACGAUUCGAGCCUGCAAUGAAACACAUGGUGGACCAUCUGGCAAGGGGCAUGUUAGAUCAGACUCACUUCCCUUAUGUGAAGCCACCACUGGACCCCAAUGAGGAGCUUCACUUGGCACAGGGAGGUUCUCUUCGUGCUGGUCGACCAAAUUGGGCAGCAGCUGGACGCCGUCCACCAGAGAAUCGACAGCGAUUAAUUGUCUUCAUGGCUGGAGGUGCUACAUACAGCGAGAGCCGAUCGUGCUACGAAGUUGGUGAAGCGCGCAGUCGAGAUAUCAUUCUCGUCACUUCUCACAUGAUUACUCCUCAGUUAUUUAUUCGCCAAGUGGGCGAUCUCAGUCGCGAUAAGCGUCAACUUGACUUGCCCCUGGAGCGACCGAAGCGACACGCUCCACGGCAUCUCUUUGAGCGACCAGCUCCUCCUCGCCCAGCACCAUCACAACAGCCCUCACAGCAAGGACUGCCGCCUGGUCCCACGAACCGACCCGGCGGCCUUCCUUCAAGACCUGGCCCUGGCCCUGGCAUGGCGCCCCCAACAGCUGCCAUGUCAAACAUGUCGAUUAAUAAUAGCCACGGUAAUAACGCAGCACCACCACGACCGACAUCGCACCACAGUGUUCAACAACACCACGAGGAGCCAGGCAAGCUUCACAAGGAAAAGAAGAAGCGUAACUUCCUAGGGAUCAAGAAGUAG
Messenger RNA from Fusarium musae, 2166 nucleotides. RefSeq lists its product as uncharacterized. The transcript has 5 exons. Gene Ontology annotation, molecular function: syntaxin binding. Gene Ontology annotation, cellular component: plasma membrane; secretory granule. Gene Ontology annotation, biological process: intracellular protein transport; vesicle-mediated transport. The coding region runs from base 1 to 2166 and encodes 721 amino acids. The record is from RefSeq and is a predicted model, not a curated record. NCBI's taxonomy places the organism in Eukaryota, Fungi, Ascomycota, Sordariomycetes, Hypocreales, Nectriaceae.